AUGUCAAGUAAUCAAAAAACUUAUUGUAGAAAAGAAACUUUGUCGACUUCUGUCAUGUAUAAUAAAAAAAAUAUCAAUAAUAUUGACUUACAAUGUACUGGACUAAAUAAAGUAGUUAAUGAAAACAUUGUAGAAAAUAUUAUUGAAAAUGAUAAUUUAUUAACUGAUCAUGGAAAUAAUUACGCUCAAAUAGCUUUACAAAAAAAGCCUUAUAACGAUAAUGUUCAUCGUUCUCAUUCACAACAAUGUUUAGGGUUACCUUCAACAAGAUCACGUUCUUCAAGUAGAAGUUCUAAUGUUAGUAAUUGGUUAAUGAAUCAUUGUUCUGCCACUUCUGCUUUGGAAUGUGGUUGUGGAUGUUGUAUACUUUGUUUGGCUUCUGUUGAUAAUAUGUCAAUCAUAGAAAGCAGACCUGCUUCAACGAAAACUACUCCAAGAGCUUCUCGACGUAAUUCCGUUACUUCUCGACGUAAUUCCGUCACUUCUCGUCAAAAAUGUCAAAAAUGUUUAAAUUAUGGUAUACCUGAUAUACCUGAAGAAAAUUGUUCCAGUUUCAACAAAAAACAACAUCAAUUAUCAAUACUUAAACGUCUUUAUCGUCAUCAACUUGAACAUAAAACUGAUUAUAGAAAAAGUUGUGAAAAUUUAGAAUUAGAAUUACAAAAAUUUGUCUCUACUGCUUUAAUGGAUUCAUCUUGUGAUGAUUUUUAUGAAAAUUUCGAAGGUUUUGCGUGUCAUAAAUGUAGAAAUGAUUCGAAAAAAUUCGAUUUAAUUGUAGAUCCUCCUAAAAAUGAUGGUUCGAUAUGGAGAAAACGAAUAUGGAAUUAUUUAAAAGAAAAGAUCUUGACCUCCUCUUUAAUUUCUUCAAAUACAAGUUAUAAUAAUAACUCUUCUGAAGAUUUACAUAUUGAUGUUUUUGAUGAUCUUACUAAUAAUAAUUGGUCAAAUUAUUAUAAAUAUGAUGAUUACUCAAAUUCUUCUUCAACUUAUUCAAAUGAUACUAGAAAUGAUGAUGAUUCUACUCCAUUUCCAUCUUCAUUUGCUAUAAUUGGUGUUUUGGUUGGGGUUUUACAGAAUGGUUUCAUCCAUUCAAGACGAAAUGGUAACCUCAAUUUUAAUUCUAAAAGAAAAUCAAUUGGAGGUCCGAUAUUAGACAUUAUUUCUCUUGCAUUAUAUACAAAAAAAAAUCGUAGUGUAAAAAGUAAAAGGGAUAUAUUAGUCAUGAUGAGGGUUAUAAAAUAUGUUACUGUGUUGUUUGUUGGAUGGUCUGUCGGACGAAUGGGGGUAUAA
Molecule: messenger RNA, 1290 nt
Organism: Cetraspora pellucida
Lineage: Eukaryota; Fungi; Glomeromycota; Glomeromycetes; Diversisporales; Gigasporaceae
Source: the annotation of a GenBank genome assembly